AUGCCGUCACUAAAGGAAGAAGUGCCGUUCGAAAGCAGAGUAGCAGAGACGCAUAAAAUCCGAGCCAAGUACCCGAACCGAAUCCCUGUGGUUUGUGAAAAGGCAAAUAGAUCUAAUUUACCAGAAAUAGAAAAGAAAAAAUUCCUUGUCCCAAUGAAUAUGUUAGUAGGAGAGUUUAAGUUCAUACUCCAUCAACAUAUAAAUCAAAGUGCCUAUGGAAACAACAUGAAACUUUUUCGAGAGAAGACAAUAUAUCUUUUUGUUAAUAACGUUAUUCCAAAGACAGGACUACUGAUGCAGGAAUUGUAUGAAAUGUAUAAGGACGAAGAUGGUUAUUUGUAUCUUGAGUACAGUUGCGAGAGUUGCUUUGGUUAA
Plasmodium gonderi is the source of this 375-nucleotide messenger RNA. RefSeq names its product autophagy-related protein 8. The record is from RefSeq and is a predicted model, not a curated record. Gene Ontology annotation, biological process: cellular response to nitrogen starvation. The transcript has a single exon. NCBI's taxonomy places the organism in Eukaryota, Apicomplexa, Aconoidasida, Haemosporida, Plasmodiidae. Bases 1 to 375 code for a protein of 124 amino acids.